This is a messenger RNA of Copidosoma floridanum, 504 nucleotides long. It is a transcript of the gene ox, whose product is annotated as ubiquinol-cytochrome C reductase complex subunit oxen. Gene Ontology annotation, cellular component: respiratory chain complex III. Gene Ontology annotation, biological process: mitochondrial electron transport, ubiquinol to cytochrome c. Lineage: Eukaryota; Metazoa; Arthropoda; Insecta; Hymenoptera; Encyrtidae. The record is from RefSeq and is a predicted model, not a curated record.
UUAAUACAUUUUAAACUUAAGUUACUUAUGUUCGCAAUGGUGGAUUAUUACUAUUUUUCGUAAAUCAUUUAUAUGACAUUGUAACCUCAUGCCCUCACUGUGUUUGCAAAUCAGCUGAUCUAAAUCAAUUGAGGAAGAAACUAGAGCAAAAUGUCACUGGCUAGUACGUUGUACGGAGUACUUUUCAAACGUUCUUCAACGAUGGCACUCACAAUUAUUGGUGGUGCCUUCAUAUUUGAAAGGACUUUUGAUUUGGCAACUGACAAAAUAUUCCGUGCCUACAACAAAGGAAAAUUGUGGGAUGACAUCAAGCACAACUACGAAAAGUAAAUUAUUGAAUAUUAGUUCAAAUGGAUAAACUAUACAUGUUUAUGUAUUUAAUAAAAAUCAUGUUAUUUCUUUUGUAAAAAAGUUCAUUAUAGCUUAUUUAUGAAUCAAGAAGUCAACGUUGUUUACGGUUAACUCAGGACUUUAUUUAUCAAAUAAAUGUUUAUUUGACGGUCA